Molecule: messenger RNA, 4555 nt
Organism: Austrofundulus limnaeus
Lineage: Eukaryota; Metazoa; Chordata; Actinopteri; Cyprinodontiformes; Rivulidae
Product: multivesicular body subunit 12B
Exons: 10
Coding region: 354-1241 (295 amino acids)
Biological process (GO): virus maturation; viral budding; regulation of epidermal growth factor receptor signaling pathway
Cellular component (GO): late endosome; ESCRT I complex
Source: RefSeq, a predicted model, not a curated record
CCCCUCACUGUCAACAGAAAGACUUGACAGGAAGAAUUUUAGACGCAAAACAAACUGUGCAGCUUUUAAUGUCUGCUCAUUGCGUGGUGAAGGGGAGGGGGCGAGGGUCUCCUCCGUUCACCGACCCAGCAGCACAAUCUUCAACAGUUUAGCGUUAGCGCACUUUGACUUCGCAUGCUGCGGACCCAACAUGCAGACACUCUCCGAACAACAAAGGUUUCGGGUUGCUUCGCUGAACACGAACAUUUCCUAAAGAUGCGUGUCUCUCUGAGGCUGUGAAGAAAGCAGAACGCAGAAGAAAACAGAAGAAGACUUGUCUUACUGUUGUUAACCCCUGCUGGAGCUCUGCAAACAUGCCUGAGGUUCGGGAUCUUUCUGAGGCUUUGCCAGAGAUGUCCAUGGAUCCAAUCACUGGAGUUGGAGUGGUUGCCUCUAGGAACAGGGCGCCCACUGGAUAUGAUGUGAUAUCUACAACAACAGAUGGUCUGGAUGCUGACCUGUGGAAAGAUGGCCUUUUCAAAUCCAAGGUGACUCGUUACCUUUGCUUCACCAGAGUUUUCUCAAAAGAAAAUAGCCAUUUAGGCAACGUCCUUGUGGACAUGAAGCUGAUUGACAUAAAGGACACUUUGCCAGUGGGUUUCAUCCCGAUCCAGGAGACUGUUGACACUCAGGAGCAGGCCUUCAGGAAGAGGCGACUCUGCAUCAAGUUUAUUCCAAGGGACUCUACAGAGGCAGCUAUCUGUGACAUCCGCAUCCUGGGACGCUCCAAGCAGGCGCCUCCUCAGUAUACCUUUAUAGGUGAGCUAAACAACAUGGGAAUCUGGUACCGCAUGGGGAAUGUGCCUCGUGCACAGGACUCAACGCACACACCGACCACCAACAACAUCCAAAAUGUGAAUUCUUCCACAGUCCCAGCUCCGAUCCCAGCAGCUCCAAUGCCCAAGCAUAUUUCCAUGACCCUGCCUGCCAGCUUCAGAGGGAAGAACACCACCAGACCAGACUAUGAGCACCAGAACUCCAACCUUUAUGCCAUCUCAGCAAUGGACGGGGUGCCUUUCAUGAUCUCUGAGAAGUUUGCCUGCGCCUCUUCAGAUCUGCUGCAGGUUGACCUUAUGGGCAUUACAAUCAAAUCACUGGCUGACAUUGAGAAAGAGUAUGAUUACAGUUUCCGCACUGAGCACAGUGCAGCAGCUCGCCUCCCUCCAAGUCCAACACGGACCCCCCUGGGCUCCGAGGCUUGAGCUUUUACUCUUUAAACAACUCGAUGGACAUCAGCAGGACAAACCUGUACACAACUACUGAGAACCUGUUACAAACAGCAACAACGUCUUUAAGGCAGCAUCCUGAGAAGGAGUAAAAACUGGAGUAGUGCACCUGCUAACUUCUUGGAGAUGCUGUCAUUUGUACUGUGUAAAUGAGAACAUUGGAACUCAGUGGAUCAGCUGCAACCACUGCAAACAACACUGAGGAGUUGGAACUGCCCGUUAUAGGUGAAGGGAUAUUUUUUUAUUUUCAGUCGAGCUAAUUUUUCUUUUUUUCAAAGCAUCCUUACAUGUUGCUUCUUUGUGAUACAGACAACCACUCUCCAUUUAAAGAGCUUGAUACAAAUAGGACAGAGCGUACCAGGGUCAAAGUGAUGGAGGCCAUCUAAUCAACUUUUGCUCUUUGAGAUGAACUCAUCUGAACGCUCUGUCAUGUUUGUGUUCUUUAUGACACACCUGAAUCAAAGUGCAUGAGGGCAGGUCAUGUUAAAAAUACAUAGAGAAACUUUGGGGUUCUGGAUUUUGUUAAUUAAGCUUGUUCUGGUCUUUGUGAUGGGCAGAGAAUCUCUUGAUGUUACUUAAUAUUCUGGUUUAACUUUAAGUGCACUUUGUACUCGGGACUGUCGAUGUGCUUUCUUUUUGCCUUUGAUAUUUUAAUAACCACUCCUUCAUAUUUUUGUACGAGCCAUCGCCUUGGAGAACAUAUGGAGCCAAUGUUACAUUCACUAGCCUGGAAUAAGGCUUUCAAUACAGACCCGCACAAUCCACUAAUGUAUAAACAGUACCAACUCCAGCUGAUAAAAAUUGGGCCGGGCAUUAAAAAGGCAUUUUUUGACAUUUUGAAGAAGAGGUCUGUGGAAUGGUUACAAUUAAUUAAUAUCUUACCUGUUACAGAUAGCUCUUAGAGUGGCCUCCUUUUUGGACCUGGCAGACAGAAAAACAACCUGAGACAAAGACUGAAGUGGAUUACUGUAGUUUUAUUUAAUCUCAAGUCUCCAAAAUGUCACGAAGGUUCAUUUGAGCCUAAUUUUUACAUCACUGCCAGUUUCGCUGUGGACAGUUAUUUACAUGGAUUUUGAUGGUUGUUUUCUCAAAAAGCUGCAGCAGCAGCAAGUUGUAGCAGUCAAGGAACAGCCUGGGGUCACUUAUGGCAAGAAUUUAAUCUUUCUCCCCCAAAUAACAAUAUAAUGCUGAACUGAGGGAGCUGUAAAAGUUUAAAAAUAGUGUUUGUAUAAAUCACCACUAAGUUUUAAAGAUGGUAAAAUUCACUUCAAAAGUGGAUCUGCUUGAGUCUUAGUGAUGCACUAACUAACUGAUGUUGGAUGAUUGAAGCGGCUCAACCUCCAGUGAUUUUAGUAAAAACAUAAAUAAAUCAAACAUUUUUGAAGUCUCAUCAGUGUUAAUGCAAACACUAUGUUUAACUCUGGACACUGCAGUCAGUUUUACAUUACACAGUUAUUUAGGCAGAAAUAAGAUGAAGUGCUACAGCCAUCUGCUGGUGCUCUCUGCACUUAACUAUAGAUCUCCAUGUAAAAACUAAUGAAAAACAUGGUGGUGUAAGCCUCCCUGUGAGGAACAUUUGCAUGAACCGCUAUAAAACUUUGGAAAUUAGAGUUAUUUCAGCAACAAUCCACUUUAGUCUAAAUUAAACUUCUCUAAACUGAGUUUGUUCAAAGAACGAUUCUCAACAGGUAAGAUAUUAAUGUUUAAGACCUUUCCACAGAACCUCACUUCAAAACGUUUGAAAUAUCUCUUUACUGACACCAAAACCAUUGUUACUUUCAUUACCUCACUUUAGCAAACCUUGUGGAGCUUUAGCCCUCCUCAGACCCACUGAUGUCUGAGGUUCUGAUGAUGAAACUUUAGAUGUUUUAACUUACUUUCUGAAGCUUUAGAGCUCAUGUAUUUAUUACGUUUCUCAUAGCUGUUGUCUAUUAUUUGAUUUGAAAGGUCACACACCUCCUGCUUGGCUUAUUUUAACUCCAGUCUGCUUUGCACAUCCGAGACAAACGUCUAAUUUAACUUAUGAAUACCUCUACUAACGCAGUUUGUUAAAAGCCUGGGGAUUUAUCAGUUUUGAAACUGGUCUUGUUUUCACAGCUCCUAACAAACCAAAACCACUACCGAUAAACCAGAUUACCAGCUUUAUUUACCCUGUCACCCUACAUGUUUGGUUUUGCUUCUGUUUUAGAGCCCGCCUUCAUUAAACCUGAGUGUGAUAGUGGCCUGAAACAUGUUGCCUAAAUGUUGCAUGUGUGUCCUAAUGUAGUUGAUUGUGUGUGGGAGCAACAUGAACGCUGUUUUUACUUGCGUUUUAUUUUCUGAUGCAGGUUUUAUACACUCUAACUGUUUGUGUUUACGUGUUUGAAUUGUCUCAGUGUGCAUGGCUUACGUUCAUCACUGCAGGCAGAUUCAUGUCAUCUCUGCUGUCCUGCAACAAAGUGCUUUUCAUCAUUCUUUUUUUGUCAUAUUCUGUUGGUGAAACCCAGUAUUUCUUGUUUAUUUUAGGAAUAUAUAUAUUUUUAUACACCCUUAGACCAGUCUGAAGGUCUUGACAUUAUAACUCUGUCAUCAGAGUUGUCCAGCAGUUUGAACCUGGUGUUUGUGAACUUUACUGGUUUUAAGAGGGAGCAGACUCAACUUUAGGGAAGUGUAAUAUCCUUUGCAUCACUUAUUUCAUUAGAUGAGCAGUUCUGACUGAAAACUAUAAUCUGAAUUCUGACUGACAGAUUAACACACCGAUCAGCUGUAUUGUGAUCAGUGUGUGUUGUGUUUCAAAUGCCUUUUUCUUUCUGCUAAAGCAAAGACUGACAAAUCUGACUUUUUGUUGCUUUUAUCGCUCCCUUUAUUUUACAUUUGUUAACAAUGUAUUGUGCAGUAUUUUCACAUCAAUAUUUGAAUUAACAUUUUUUUGUUUUGUGUUUAAUUUAUUAGUUUCAGUAUUUUGACCAUGUUUUGUUUUAUUUUUUGCACUGCUGUUACGAUUCAGAUCAGAGUGAGUGUAAGUGUUUGUUCUCUCUUAAGCUACAUGUAACCUUCUUUAGCUGAUCUGUUCACUUUCAGACAUUUAAUUCAGACUAACAACAAAUCAUCUUGUUUUAAAGUGUCUUGUUAGUUUAUUUGCAUGGUGACAUGAUAGAGACUGAGGAUUUCAGACAUUAUUUUUGUAGGUUAAUGAACAAAAGUCACUAAUUUUUUUUCAGAACCAGAUUUUAUUCUCCAAGUAUCAAAAAAAAAUCAGCAUUAGUGGAAUUUGUAUCAUAAGGAAGUUUUAAUAAACUGUGAUGAACUGA